CGGAAAGCCUACGCUUGGCUCCCAUUAUUUUAAAGUUAGAUUAGGUUUUCAUCAUUUCCCUCCAAUUCCCACACUCACUCUCUUUGAUUUUUUCUCUUAUCACUGAUUCCAUUGCCAUUCAUUACUCUUUCGCCACAUACACACUCAAAAAAGCCUCAGAAAGUUUCCCGAGAAACAAACAGGAGAACAAUAAGGCUACUUUGGCAUGGAUUCUGCAAUACAGACUUUCCAACACCGCCCAUUGUCUAUCAAAUUAUGGCCCCCUAGCCAGAGUACAAGGCUAAUGCUUGUAGAUCGAAUGAUCAAGAAUCUUACGACUCCAUCCAUUUUCUCCAGGAAGUAUGGCCUGUUGAGUAAAGAAGAGGCAGAGGAGGAUGCCAAGCAUAUAGAAGAUAUUGCUUUCGCAGCUGCAAGCCAGCACUUUGAGAAGGAGCCAGAUGGUGAUGGGAGUUCUGCUGUGCAAAUUUAUGCCAAAGAAUCGAGUAAGCUUAUGCUGGAAGUUCUUAAAAGAGGCCCCAGAGUAAAGGACGAUGGAGAUAUUAUAUCUGAGAAAGCUACUGCUGCUAAUGAUACAAUCUUUGAUAUAUCUGGAGGUCGCAGGGCUUUUCUUGAAGCAGAGGAGGCCGAGGAGCUUCUAAAACCACUAAGGAAACCAAACUCGUAUACUAAGAUUUGUUUCAGUAAUAGAAGUUUUGGCUUGGAUGCCGCUCGUGUUGUUGAGCCCAUUCUGAUAUCCCUUGAGGAUCAAUUGACAGAAGUUGACCUAUCAGAUUUUAUUGCAGGACGGUCGGAGGAAGAUGCUCUGAAGGUCAUGAACAUAUUCUCUUCAGCCCUGGAAGGUUGUGUUUUGAGAUAUCUGGACCUUUCAAACAAUGCCAUGGGUGAAAAGGGUGUCAGGGCAUUCACAUCACUCCUAAGGUCACAGAAGAAUUUGGAGGAGCUUUAUUUGAUGAAUGAUGGUAUCUCAGAGGAAGCUGCAAGAGCAGUUUGUGAGCUAAUUCCUUCCACUGAGAAGCUUAGGGUUCUUCAGUUUCAUAAUAACAUGACUGGAGAUGAAGGUGCACUUGCUAUAUCUGAGAUUGUGAAGCGUUCUCCAGCAUUGGAGGAUUUCCGGUGUUCUUCUACAAGGAUAGCCUCUGAAGGGGGAGUUGCCUUAGCUGAAGCACUAGGGAUUUGCAGCCAUCUAAAAAAGCUUGAUUUGCGUGACAACAUGUUUGGCGUUGAAGCUGGAGUUGCUCUGAGUAAGGCUAUACCAGUCUUUACAGAUCUUACUGAGAUUUAUCUUAGUUACCUUAACUUGGAGGAUGAGGGGGCAGAAGCCCUCGCCAAUUCUCUAAAGGAUUCUGCACCUUCUCUUGAAGUUCUGGAAAUGGCCGGAAAUGACAUCACUGCCAAAGCUGCUGCUACUUUAGCAGCCUGUAUAGCAGCAAAACAAUUUCUCACCAAGUUAAGCUUGGGUGAGAAUGAGCUGAAGGAUGAAGGUGCAAUUGUAAUCAGCAAGGCAUUGGAAGUGGGCCAUGGCCAAUUAAACGAAGUUGACCUGAGCGCAAAUUCAAUUAGAAGGGCUGGGGCAAGGGUCCUGGCACAGGCUGUUGUGCACAAACCUGGAUUUAAGUUGCUAAAUAUCGACUCCAAUUAUAUAUCUGAUGAAGGGAUUGAUGAGGUUAAGGAUAUAUUUAAGAAUUCCCCUCAUAUGCUUGGGCCUUUGGAUGAGAACGACCCUGAAGGAGAAGAUCUUGACGAGGAGGCUGAAGAUGAUAAUGCUGAUAGUGAGAAUGAAUUGGAAUCACAACUCAAGAACCUUGAAAUCAAGCAGGAUGAAUAGAGCUGUCUCAUGCUUCAAGGCAGUAGCCAACUGCCAUGGAUUGAUCUGAUUUGAACUUUAUCUAGACUCUUUGAUUUUUGGUUUAACAAGUAUGUUUCUGUAAUAGCUAGUUAGUCUAGCUGCAUUAGUUGGGUGCGUGUAAUGGAUCUAUCUGUUGUAGGUUAUGUUGGAGACUUCCAUGAUUGAGAACACCCCUUUGCCCCUAGCCUAUGAAUUAGUUUUUAAUAUUCCUGAGAAAAGUUGUAUCCUUUUGGGCUGUGUGUUAUGGAUAUCGGGAUUGGACCGAAUUGCGGCCAAUGCUCAUCCAUGUUAUGCUUAGUUGGAUACCAAAAAUAUCUUAAAA
Molecule: messenger RNA, 2168 nt
Organism: Alnus glutinosa
Lineage: Eukaryota; Viridiplantae; Streptophyta; Magnoliopsida; Fagales; Betulaceae
Product: RAN GTPase-activating protein 1
Exons: 2
Coding region: 206-1825 (539 amino acids)
Molecular function (GO): protein binding; GTPase activator activity
Source: RefSeq, a predicted model, not a curated record